This is a messenger RNA of Raphanus sativus (radish), 1832 nucleotides long. RefSeq names its product NAC domain containing protein 50. Lineage: Eukaryota; Viridiplantae; Streptophyta; Magnoliopsida; Brassicales; Brassicaceae. The coding region runs from base 350 to 1666 and encodes 438 amino acids. The transcript is spliced from 4 exons. Gene Ontology annotation, molecular function: DNA binding. Gene Ontology annotation, biological process: regulation of DNA-templated transcription. The record is from RefSeq and is a predicted model, not a curated record.
UUAUCUGGAUUUUUUCUUUUCUGACACGUCAGUGUUUGAUUUAAUUUUUCUAGACAAUACGACAAAACCUACCCAGUAACAUUUUGACUGGUAGGGGUUUUUAAUUACCGGACACACUUUAAAAGAGAGAGAGAGAGAGAGGAAAGCAAAAUUGUAAAUCGCAAUCCGAAAACAACAAACUUGUUUUGUAGCCUAAAAUUUCUUGCAAUUGAAGGUACCUUUUAAUCUUCAGCCCCUUCUCUCUUUGGGUUUCUUCUCCAUCAAAUCGAAAACCCACUUGCCAACUUCCUUUUUGUGUGUUCGUGAGAGGUUUACAAGUAACAAAGUUUGGUUCUUUUUUUUGGCUUCGAUGGGUCCCGAUUCUGUGGCUGCUGUUGAGUCCUCGCCGUCGUCAUCAGCGACUGCGCCGCUUAGUACUGCUGCUGUAGCGGCGACGGCGCUUGCUCCCGGCUUCCGAUUUCACCCGACGGACGAGGAGCUAGUGAGCUAUUACUUGAAGCGAAAGGUUCUGGGUAAACCCGUACGUUUCGAUGCGAUUGGGGAUGCGGAUAUCUACAAGUACGAGCCUUGGGACUUAGCAGUGUUCUCGAGGUUAAAGACAAGGGACCAAGAAUGGUUCUUCUACUGCGCAUUAGACAAGAAGUACGGAAACGGCGCUAGGAUGAACCGAUCCACUAACAUAGGCUACUGGAAAGCAACUGGCAGAGACAGAGAAAUCCGCCGCGACGUUCAGCUUCUCGGUAUGAAAAAGACGCUCGUUUUCCACAGCGGACGUGCCCCAGAUGGGCUCCGCACCAAUUGGGUCAUGCACGAGUAUCGCCUUUUGGACUAUGAAACCGAAAGCAACGGAAACUUGGUGCAAGAUGCAUAUGUGUUGGUCAAAGUGUUCCACAAGAAUAACAUUGGACCGCCAUGUGGGAACAGAUACGCACCGUUCAUGGAAGAGGAAUGGGCUGAUGAUGGUGUAGCUCUGAUUCCAGGAGUAGUCAGGGCAGAGCCGUUACCAUUACCCAAUGGAAACCACCAGAUGGACCAGUCAGAAAGCAAGGAGCUUAUUAACAUCAACGAGCCACCAAGAGAGGUGACUCCAAUGGAUAUAGAAGUUAACCAUCAGAAUCAGCAGCUUGAUAAUGCCCUCAAGCCGCAGGAGAACAACAACAGCAACAACAACCAUUGUGAUGAAGAUGAGAAAGCACUCAAACGCGAGAACGCAGAAGUAGAUGAACGUCCUCCUCCUGCAUGCGCUCCGUCACCUCUCCUCCAAUACAAACGCAGACGCCAAAACGAAUCCAACAGCAAAGACUCAAGCAGGACCACCACACAGGACCACUCUUCUUCCACAGCAACAACCUUAAUCCCAUCGUCUGCCGCUGCUGCCACCAGCACCGCCAUCUCUGCAUUGCUCGAGUUCUCUCUCAUGGACAUCUCCGAGAAGAAAGAAAACACGAUAGCUUCUCCUCCUACUUCACUUCCAUCAAACGAAGAGGAGCUUAACGAUCUCAAGAAGGAGAUUCACGAGAUGUCUGUCGAGAGAGAGACUUUCAAGCUCGAGAUGAUGAGUGCAGAGGCUAUGAUCAGUAUUCUCCAGUCCAGGAUCGAUGCAUUGCGCGAUGAGAACGAUGAGCUGAAGAAGAUGAACAGCGACAAGGGACAAGCAAUGCUCUAAUAACCAUAUCUCUCUAGGUUUCUUCUUCUUCUUCGAAUUUUAGCUUCAGCAGAUGGGAUUGUGAACCAUGUGGAAUGGCUGUUGUAACAUUUUAAGGUUAGAUAACAUUUUCAGGUUGCUCCGUUUUCAUAUAUUAUCUAUCAUCUAAUCUGAUAUUUUCAGUCAA